AUGACAACGUCUCAAUCAACCGAGCUCCCAUACGUCAAUGAGGAGGAUAUUGUAUACUUCCCGACACCCACAAUCACCCAGAGGCAUCACUAUACACCACCUACAAAAUCAGUGCACGUCCUCAAAGCUGGUACAGUCCAGGUGGACGGUCACCGGCCCCUUCUCUCCGACAUCCUUGUUGAGAAUCACGUCGCAAUCACCGUCCGCGAUGGGGCAACUCUCUAUGCCGACGUCUAUAGGCCUGUAGAUUCACCAGAUGGCACCGUCCCCUGCAUUAUCGCUGCGGGUCCUUUCGGUAAAGAUGGAGGGCCGAACAAGUGGCACUUCAAUCAAUGGCCCUGGCGGUUUGGGUGCCCGCGAAUCGCUACAUCUGGUCUAGAGAAGUUCGAAGGUCCGGACCCAGGAUACUGGUGCUACCACGGUUAUGCCAUUGCUCACACUGACUGCCGAGGCGUAUGGGAGUCAGAUGGAGAGAUUGUCCAAAUGCCAACCGAGAAAGAAGGCCAAGAUAACUACGAUAUCAUCGAGUUCCUCGCUGCGCAGGUAUGGUGCAAUGGCAAAGUAUCAAUGGCUGGCAACAGUUAUUUGACUAUGACUCAAUACUAUACCGGAGCGGAGAGGCCGCCUCAUCUUGCUUGUUUGGCUCCCUGGGAAGGCAUAUUUGACUUGUACGACGACCAGGUUUGCAGAGGAGGCAUCCCGAAUCCUGGCUUCAUAGAUGGAAUGUGCCGUGGGGAUAUUGCAUCAGCAAAGGGAAGCAAGGUUAUAGACUUCCAGGCAAUGGCUUACAAGUAUCCAUUGAAGAACAAUUUCUGGAAAAGGUUUCGUCCGGAAGUCGAGAAGAUCGAUUGUCCUAUCUAUAUGGUGUCCAGUUGGACGAACGCUCUGCAUGUGAACGGCACCUUUAGUGCAUGGCAGAAAGUUGGAAGCGCAGAGAAAUGGUUGAGAGUUCACAACUCCCACGAGUGGCCAGAUUUCUAUGACGAGGCCAGUGUGUUGGAUCUACGCCGAUUCUAUGAUCAUUACAUGAAAGGCAUCAACAAUGAUUGGAAAUACACACCUCCAGUCCGAAUGUGUGCCCACAAUCCUGGAGGAUCCGAUAUCAUGAACCGACCAGAAAAAAAAUUUCCUUUGGAACGCCAGGUACCAUUAAAGCUUUUUUUGAAUGCGGGAACUUCGACACUGCAAGAAAGUCCUCUGCUAGCGCCCAGCAACAUUUCUUACGACUCGAGCAAAGAACAAGUUCAAUUCAAAAUGACCGUCCCCUCUUACAUGGAAAUUACAGGCUACAUCAAGCUACGAAUAUGGGUAGAAGCGCAGGGGGCAGACGACAUGGACAUCUUUGCUUCUUUGGCAAAAUACAAUUCUCAGAGUGGAAAAGUUAUGGAAAGUCUGCUAGUCGACGUCGGCAGGCUUUCCGAGAAUUUCGAGCCAGCGCGAAAGGAACUUCUUCGUCGUCAUGCUGCUGAUUCCAAGGACUGCGAUGGGUAUUUUGAUUCAGGUCCAAUGGGUUGCCUUCGGGCGAGUCAUCGAGAGUUGGAUGAGGAGAAAAGUUCUCUGUUCCAUCCAGUUUAUUCUCACGGAAAGAGGCUUUUGCUACAGCCUGGUGAGAUUGUCCCGCUUGAUAUUGCAUUCUGGCCCUAUGGAAUGGUUUGCAAUGCCGGUGAAGAGCUACGGUUGACUAUCUCGGGGCGGAAUAUGAAGGAGCAUCUUCGUCCAAGUGAUUGUCGCCCGGUGCUAUGUAACAAAGGAAAUCAUGUUGUUCAUACUGGAGGUGAAUGGGAUUCGUACUUGCUUCUCCCGUUGGUAUCUGUUUAA
This is a messenger RNA of Penicillium pulvis, 1818 nucleotides long. Its product is annotated as hydrolase CocE/NonD family protein. Gene Ontology annotation, molecular function: dipeptidyl-peptidase activity. Bases 1 to 1818 code for a protein of 605 amino acids. The record is from RefSeq and is a predicted model, not a curated record. Lineage: Eukaryota; Fungi; Ascomycota; Eurotiomycetes; Eurotiales; Aspergillaceae. The transcript has 4 exons.